Messenger RNA from Pelobates fuscus (common spadefoot toad), 2536 nucleotides. RefSeq names its product annexin A6 (gene ANXA6). Gene Ontology annotation, biological process: growth plate cartilage chondrocyte differentiation; plasma membrane repair; apoptotic signaling pathway. Bases 199 to 2214 code for a protein of 671 amino acids. Gene Ontology annotation, molecular function: chondroitin sulfate binding; ligand-gated monoatomic ion channel activity; actin filament binding. The transcript has 26 exons. The record is from RefSeq and is a predicted model, not a curated record. Gene Ontology annotation, cellular component: focal adhesion; cytoplasm. NCBI's taxonomy places the organism in Eukaryota, Metazoa, Chordata, Amphibia, Anura, Pelobatidae.
ACGGCUCUGGUAGCAGCUGCUGCAAUAUAGGAGGGCAGUCUCUUUCCUCCUCUCCUCUGAGACUGUUAAAGGUUUUCUCUAUAAGGAACCCUGCAGUCGUCAAGUGGUCUCCCACAUCUCUCCUUGAAACUAUUCGCUUGCUGUGACCUACUUGACGAAUAAAGUCUUUCUACCAGCCUCUGAUUCAAAUUGAUCAACAUGUCAUCACAGGGAGGUCGUUAUAGAGGCUCAGUGAAGGAUUUUCCAGACUUUGAUGCCAGUCAAGAUGCAGAAACUCUUUAUAAAGCCAUGAAAGGUUUUGGCAGUGAUAAAGAAGCCAUACUGGACCUCAUCACAACCAGGAGGAACCACCAGCGUAUUGAAAUCAUCCAGGCCUACAAAUCCCUCUAUGGGAAGGAUCUUAUUGAAGAUUUGAAAUAUGAACUGACUGGAAAAUUUGAAAGACUCAUAGUAGGGUUGAUGCGCCCUCCUGCAUACUGUGAUGCCAAGGAAAUUAAGGAUGCCAUAGAUGGUGUUGGCACAGAUGAGAAAUGCCUUAUAGAGAUAUUGGCCUCUCGUGAUAACCAGCAAAUUCAUGCACUGGUGGAGGCUUAUAAAGAUGCAUAUGGCCGUGAUCUGGAGACAGAUGUAGUUAAAGAUACCAGUGGUCAUUUCAAGAAAAUGCUUGUUGUUCUACUGCAGGGCACAAGAGAAGAAGAUGACAUUGUGAGUGAGGAUCUGGUAAUGCAGGAUGCCACGGACUUAUUUGAAGCUGGAGAACAGAAAUGGGGAACCGAUGAGGCUCAAUUCAUCUAUAUUUUAGGAAGCAGGAGCAAGACACAUCUUCAACUAGUGCUUGAUGAGUAUGAGAAAAUUGCCGGGAAACCUAUAGAAGAAAGUAUUAAGGGAGAACUUUCUGGAGACUUUGAGAAGUUGAUGUUGGCUGUAGUAAAAUGUGUCCGUAGCAUAAAGGACUAUUUUGCCACAAGACUGUACAAAGCCAUGAAGGGCAUGGGCACAGCUGAUAAUACUCUUAUUCGCAUUAUGGUUUCACGCAGUGAAGUUGACAUGAUGGACAUUAGGGAGUCAUUCAGGACACAAUAUGAAAAGUCCCUGUACUCAAUGAUAAAGAAUGAUACAUCAGGGGAAUAUAAGAAGGCGCUUCUGAACCUGUGCGGUGGGGAUGAUGAUGCCGCUGGGGAGUAUUUCCCAGAAGCAGCCCAAGCAGCUUAUCAGAUGUGGGAGCAUAGCGCUUCAAGACAUGUUGAGGUGAAAGGAACAGUAUACCCAGCAGAUAAUUUCAAUGCAGACAAUGACGGCAAGGCUCUGAGGAAAGCAAUGAAAGGAUUUGGUACCGAUGAAGAUGCCAUUAUUGAUAUAAUUACCAAGCGCACUAAUGACCAAAGGCAAGAAAUAUUGAAGGCUUUUAAGUCCCAUUUUGGGCGAGACCUUAUGGCAGAUCUGAAAUCAGAAGUUUCUGGUACUCUGGGCAAAGUGAUCCUCGGUCUUAUGCUAACUCCUGCCCAGUUUGAUGCCAAACAGAUAAACAAAGCCAUUGCGGGGGCAGGAACGGAUGAAAAUGCCCUCAUUGAAAUCUUGGCCACAAGAACAAAUGCAGACAUCCAUGCCAUAAAUCAGGCUUAUCAGGAAGCUUAUCAUAAGUCCCUGGAAGAUGCUGUACGAUCUGACACAUCCGGACAUUUCAAACGUAUCCUUGUAUCACUGUCAUCGGGUAACCGAGAUGAAAAUAAUGAGGAUUUGGAUAAAGCAAGUGAGGAUGCCAAGGUUCUUGCUUCAGUCUUGGAAGUGUCUGAUUCUGGAUCAGGUGAUGCUAGCUCCUUGGAAACACGCUUUAUGACCAUCCUGUGCACUCGGAGCUAUCCACAUCUAAGAAGAGUUUUCCAGGAGUUUAUUAAGCAGACAAACCAUGAUGUGGAACACACCAUAAAGAAAGAAAUGUCAGGAGAUGUAAAGAGUGCUUUUGUAGCUAUAGUGCGCAGUGUGAAAAAUAAGCCAGCCUUCUUUGCAGAACAACUCAAGAAAGCGAUGAAGGGGGCUGGUACAGAUGAAAGGACACUUAACAGGAUUUUGAUUUCCAGGAGUGAAACUGACUUAUUGAACAUCCGUCAUGAGUUUAAGACUAUGUACGAGAAGUCUCUGCAUCAUUGUAUUGAGAGUGAAACCUCUGGGGACUACCGCAAAGCCCUGCUGGCCAUCUGCGGUGGAGAUGACUAAGUUGCUAAUACCUGUCACACUGAACCCAGAUCAGUGGUUUUCAAGAGUUCAUGUACCAAAGUCUUUGCAGUGGAUAGAAUACUGAAUCUACUGAGCACCAGUGAAAAGAUAUCCUCACAAAGCAAAGAAAGUGCACCAAAGAUAUAAUGGGGAUUGGGGAGGGAGGGAGACUGGGAGGGAGAGGCUGAAAAUGGGGUAGUUUUUUUUAAAUUCCAAGACUUUAGCAAAUGGGUUGAAGCUACCUUGUCCAAUAAUUGUAGAUCUUUCCUGAAUAAAGGAGGACCCAACCUAGAUCGAAUAAAACAUUUAAUGAUGGCAUAUC